Sorghum bicolor (sorghum) is the source of this 2094-nucleotide messenger RNA. Its product is annotated as abscisic acid 8'-hydroxylase 2. The record is from RefSeq and is a predicted model, not a curated record. Bases 196 to 1674 code for a protein of 492 amino acids. NCBI's taxonomy places the organism in Eukaryota, Viridiplantae, Streptophyta, Magnoliopsida, Poales, Poaceae. The transcript has 9 exons. Gene Ontology annotation, molecular function: heme binding; iron ion binding; (+)-abscisic acid 8'-hydroxylase activity. Gene Ontology annotation, biological process: sterol metabolic process.
AUUUGGAAGAAGAGAUCCUCUCAAGAUUGCUCCCCUCGUGUCCCUCUCGCCUAACACCACAGCGCCACUGGCGCAAAUCACACUCGGAUACGAAAGGGAAGUACAGCGAAGGCACUUGCCUGCCUUCUGAUCUUGAGAGGAUCACUCUGCUUCUUAAUUAGAAGCUAGGCUGCAGCGUAGGGGCGGCCACCACACAUGGCUUUCCUCCUCGCUGUAGCUUGCAUCUACAUCGUGUUCUCACUACUCACUCUGUUGGUGCUGCUCGUCGUGAGCAGACGCAGAACGACGGCGGUCACUGCCGGAAAAACCGGAGGUGCCACCACGGAGCAGGAUCACAACAAGCUGCCUCCUGGCUCCCUGGGCCUGCCGAUCAUCGGCGAGACUCUCCAGCUCUACACCCAGAAUCCAAAGGACUUCUUUGCCUCCAGGCUGAAGAGGUACGGCGAGGUGUUCAAGACGCACGUCCUGGGUUGCCCGUGCGUGAUCCUGGCAAGCCCGGAGGCGGCGCGGAUGGUGCUGGUGUCGCAGGCGCACCUGUUCAAGCCGACGUACCCGCCGAGCAAGGAGCGCAUGAUCGGGGCGCAGGCCCUCUUCUUCCACCAGGGCGACUACCACCGCCGCCUGCGCCGCCUCGUCCAGAGCUGGGUCGGCCCCGACGCGCUCCGCGCCCUCGUGCCCGACGUCGAGGCCGCCGUGGCGUCCACGCUCCGCCGGUGGGAAGGCAACGUCACCAGCACCUUCCACACCAUGAAGACGCUCACCUUCGACGUCGGCGUCGUCACCAUCUUCGGCCGCCGGCUGGCCGACCACGUGAAGGAGGAGCUCAGGAAGCACUACUUGAUCGUGGAGAAAGGCUACAACAGCUUCCCCAUCCCCGUCCCCUUCACUAGCUACUGCCAGGCCAUCAAGGCGAGGCGGCGGCUGGGCGAGAUACUGAGCGGCAUCCUGGCGGAGCGGCGGCGUGCGCGGAGCGGCGACCUGGGCGGCGGCGGCGACGACGACGACCUCCUGAACACCCUCAUGCGCUACCGCGACGACACCGGGGCGGCGCUCUCGGACGACCAGGUCGCCGACAACGUCAUCGGCGUGCUGUUCGCGGCGCAGGACACGACGGCGAGCGUGCUCACCUGGAUCCUCAAGUUCCUCCACGACAACCCGAAGCUUCUGGAAGCCGUCAAGGCGGAACAGAUGGCAAUCUACGAGGAGAACGAUGGCGGGAAGCUGCCGCUGACGUGGGCGCAGACGAGGAGGAUGCCGAUAACACACCUGGUUAUCUUGGAGAGUCUGAGGAUGGCGAGCAUCAUCUCCUUCACGUUCAGAGAGGCUGUUGAGGACGUGCACUAUCAAGGGUUCCUGAUUCCCAAAGGGUGGAAGGUGAUGCCUCUGUUCAGGAACAUGCACUACAGCCCGGACUACUUCCAGGAUCCACACAAGUUCGACCCUUCCCGGUUCAAGGUGACGCCGCGCCCCGGCACGUUCCUGCCGUUCGGGAGCGGCGUGCACGCGUGCCCCGGCAACGACCUGGCCAAGCUCGAGAUGCUCGUCCUCAUCCACCGCCUCGUCACCACCUACAGGUGGGAGGUGGAGGGGUCGAGCGACGACGUGACCUACAGCCCGUUCCCGGUGCCGAAGCGCGGCCUCCAGGCGAGGCUCACCAGGGCCGCCACCGCCUGAGCGCGCGACGGCGGCCGCUGCACUGCAUGCAUGUUGGAGGAUCUGCUCUCCUGAUGGCCGGCCCUAUCAUCGGACCAAUGCAAUGCAAGCAACGCAUCCAGCAGCACACCCAGGCCAGGAGAUAGAAUAGAUCCCGGCAGGGGGUCAAUGCAAGGCAUCGUCCAGUCAUGCAUGUGGCAGCAGCUAGCUACUGUACUACACCACACCUUCUGCAUCUGCAUGCGCGCGUUUCCAUUUCCUUGUCGUCGUGUCGGGUGCCGCCGGUGGACUAAUGUUCGCCGGCGGCGGCCCUGGUGACAUGUGUUCUGCCUUCUCGGUCCCCUGCAUGAUCGCUUAUACAAAUAUAUAAUAUAGCUGGUCAAUCAUUGGGGUAGACUCUGUACCACCUGUCCAGUUUAAUAUAUGCUCUCUCCUCUCUCU